AUGAACGGGGCCUCGGCGGGAGUGAUUAUUUUCUCAGGUGUUUGCAACAGUGUUGUUACUAUUAACGCUACGAUGCCUGAACCUACCAAGUCUGCUCCCGCCCCAAAGAAGGGCUCCAAGAAGGCGGUGACUAAGGCUCAGAAGAAGGACGGGAAGAAGCGGAAGCGCAGCCGCAAGGAGAGCUAUUCAGUGUAUGUGUACAAGGUGCUGAAGCAGGUCCAUCCCGACACCGGCAUCUCUUCCAAGGCAAUGGGGAUCAUGAAUUCCUUCGUCAACGACAUCUUCGAGCGCAUCGCGGGCGAGGCUUCCCGCCUGGCGCAUUACAACAAGCGCUCGACCAUCACCUCCAGAGAGAUCCAGACGGCCGUGCGCCUGCUGCUUCCGGGGGAGCUGGCCAAGCACGCCGUGUCGGAGGGCACCAAGGCCGUCACCAAGUACACCAGUUCCAAGUAACUUUGCCAAGGGAGAGACAUGAAGACAGAGGAGAAAUGAAUGCAUAAAAUAACUGACAGUAUGAAUCUAUACAUAGAACUUAGGAAGUCUCAUCUGCCUGAAAAUGACUGUGUGGAUCCCACCCAAAUCCAACUCAUCCUUGUUUGCUACACACUGGUUCAUCAAAAGAAGGUUACCGAGGGGAAGGAACUAAAGGUGUUUGCACUUCAUGUUACUUUUUGAGUUUAUAAACAUAAAAAUAGAAUUUACUUCUGUUACAGACCUAGUUACUGGGAAUUCAUUACUUGCCAUGGACUACCUUUGCUAAGAAAAGUCUGAAUGAGAAGAUGGCAGGACGUCUGAAAAAAAAAAGUUAUAAUUAAUAAAAUCUGCGGAGAAUUGUAAA
Messenger RNA from Gorilla gorilla gorilla (western lowland gorilla), 838 nucleotides. Its product is annotated as histone H2B type 1-M-like. Lineage: Eukaryota; Metazoa; Chordata; Mammalia; Primates; Hominidae. The transcript has 2 exons. The coding region runs from base 1 to 453 and encodes 150 amino acids. The record is from RefSeq and is a predicted model, not a curated record. Gene Ontology annotation, molecular function: structural constituent of chromatin; protein heterodimerization activity; DNA binding. Gene Ontology annotation, cellular component: nucleosome.